AUGGCGCUUCCCGCCCUAACUACCGUACUCUGCCUCUUUUCCCCUCUGUUGUUGACUGCGAUAGCAAGCGCGAGGGAAAAGCGACCGAACCUCACCAUGGGUGCUCCAGGACCAGUCACCGCCCACAGCGGCGGGCGACGUCUGGUACACAGCCACGCCAAAGAAUGCGACAUCCCCGGCACCGUCGACCUCUCCGUCCGCGAAGGGGACGACACAGCCUAUGGACAAGCGCUGUACCCAGUCCCGGCCGAGGACCCCAAUGAUCCCCUCCAGUGGUCGCCCAUCCGCAAAACCCUCAUCCUUGUCGUCUGUUCUCUCUACUCAUUUCUGAGCAACUCGGCCCUGCUGGGUCCGUCGGUGUACAUUGGCAUUUUCGCCGCCGAGUUCAACACAUCCUUCACCGACGCCAGCAAUCUCAUCAGCUAUGCCAACCUGGCGUUCGGGUUUGGCAGCUUGCUCCUCGUGCCGAGCUACCACAAGUUCGGCAGGAGGCCGGUGAUGCUGGGCAGUCUGAUUCUCUACUGCGGAGGCCUGCUUGCUUGUUCUCAAGUCCAAACCUACUCAGGCUUGAUGGCUGCCAGAGUGGUGCACUGCUUUGGCGCGAGUGUCUGCGAGGCGUUGCCUGUGCAGCUGGUGAAUGACAUCUUCUUCCUGCACGAGAGAGGGAAGAGGUUGGGUUAUUACACCGUUUGCCUUUGCUUCGGAGCCACAGGGCCCCUUUUUGCCGGAUACAUGCUCAACGGCGGACACUCGUGGAGGUUGUUCUUCUGGGUCGAGUUUGCAUUCGGCGCGGCUCUCUUUAUCCUGGCCUUUCUCGUGGUAGAGGAGACUCUGUACCACAGAAAGCCUCCGGUCGGCUCCUCGUCCCCGGAAAGGCAGAGCUUGGAGAGCGGGGAAGAAAAGCCCACCGCGGUAGAAAGCACCACGCCAGAGACCGGAGCAGCCAUUCCCCCCAGAAAGACGUUUGUCCAAAGCCUCAAGUUCUGGGGUGUCUACGAGAAAGACGCCGACUUCUUGCUGAUGAUCGCUCGGUCCUUCACCUACUUUCUAGUCCCGCACGUUCUGUGGGUCAUCACCACAUAUGGCAUCUACAUUGGCCUGGGCGCCCUCACCUUCAACUACAUCUUCCCCCUCAAGAUCACGGCACCGCCCUACAACUGGUCCCAGCUCGACUCGGGCCUCAUCGCCGUGGCGUCGUUCCUGGGCUACCUCCUGGCCAUCCCGUUCACGCCGUCGUCGGACCGGCUCGCGGCCCGCCUCACGCGCAAAAACAAGGGCAUCCGCGAGGCCGAGAUGCGUCUGGGUGUCAUGCUCCCCGUCAUGCUCCUGGCCCCUGCCGGACUCAUAGUCUUUGGCUUCGCAGCCGAGAGGGACCUCCACUGGGUGGCCUACUUUGCCGGCGUCGUCAUGUGCAACUUUUGCAGCUACUUCUACUUCACCUUCACGCUGGCCUACGCCAUUGACAGCUACACGAGCAACAUUAGCGAGAUGCUCAUCGCCAUGAACUUGGGCAAGCAGGCCAUCAGCUUCGGCAUGGGGCUGGACCUGCUGGACUGGGUGACGCGGCACGGGUACGCCGUCAUGAUUGCCGGGGUGUUUGGGGCCAUUCUGUUGGCGAACAACCUGGCGCUACUGGUGUUUAUGCUGUACGGCAAAAGAAUCCGGGCGUUUAUGAGCACGACCUGGCUGGCGAGGGUGCACAGGGAGAGUGUGAGGGAGGUUGCGACCCAUUGAGGGGGAUGUUUGAAGUCAUGAGCAAGAGCCAAACGCCAGACAGUACCCCCAAAGGAGAAAAUAUUCUCCUGAAUUUCCUUGCCAUAUCCAGCCGCCCAUCCAUUUAGAUAAAGUCGAGUAUCACAACCCCUGAACCCCUUUAACCUUUUUCCAAACUCCUUCAUCAAAAGGAAUAAGAAAAUAAGAAAAAGAGACAACAAGCUCCGAACUUUCUUGACAUCCUUCAUUGCCGCCGCCGUCCAGACGUCCAUGCAACCCACACCUAACACCCCCUCUCAUAUACUCAAACAAAGUACCUCGCCCUACGCCCCGUCAUGUACCGCUCCCUCGCCCCCGGACCCCUCAGCGGAUCCCCCACCUGCGACCCCCACUCACCAUCUAACAUGAACGCGUCAGUCAAGAUCGCUUUUAUUUGUCGCGAAAAAAGGAAAAAAAAAAAAAAGAAAAAGAAGAAAAUCAA
Molecule: messenger RNA, 2194 nt
Organism: Podospora bellae-mahoneyi
Lineage: Eukaryota; Fungi; Ascomycota; Sordariomycetes; Sordariales; Podosporaceae
Exons: 5
Coding region: 1-1734 (577 amino acids)
Biological process (GO): transmembrane transport
Cellular component (GO): plasma membrane
Molecular function (GO): transmembrane transporter activity
Source: RefSeq, a predicted model, not a curated record